This is a messenger RNA of Morone saxatilis (striped sea-bass), 2732 nucleotides long. It is a transcript of the gene tmem169b, whose product is annotated as transmembrane protein 169b. The transcript is spliced from 3 exons. The coding region runs from base 248 to 1156 and encodes 302 amino acids. The record is from RefSeq and is a predicted model, not a curated record. Lineage: Eukaryota; Metazoa; Chordata; Actinopteri; Moronidae.
UUUUGCGUAGCGCAUCUGUAUCGGUAAAAAAAAAACCCCAGCGCUGUGAUGUGUGGGCUCAGCCAAAUGAAGUGAUUCAUCCUCUCUCGGUACAGGUUAUCUGCCCCGCUGCUCGUCCGACCUAUUUGAAAGAUAAAAUAAAACACAAUGGGUGGACCUAGUUCUGGACUUUCCCAUUAGUCUCUAUAUACAGACCAUCAAAGAGGAGUCUACACAGUCAAAGGGUUUUACUGGAUCCGGUGAGAGCAUGGCUCAGGUAGAGGAGACCCAGACUGAAGGAGAGGGCAGCCCCCAGAUGAUCUCCUUAAGAUCAGACAUAUCAGGGAACCAUGUGGACGAUGGAGAAGUGGGGCCCUCCAUAAGGAGGAAGAGGAGGAAGAAGAAAGACCCGCGUCCAGAGUCCAUUAUUGUCUACCGGUCUGAUGUAGAGAGGGCACCUGGAGAGGACCAAGGCGGUGAGGAGGGAGCGGAGAGGAGCGCAGAGGAGGGAGCUAAAUUCCUCUGCACACCUACAGGCGAAGGAAGCGGCUGGAGCCUUCCUCCAGACAGCCGCUACGUGACUCUGACAGGCACCAUCACCCGUGGGAAGAAGAAGGGUCAGGUGGUUGACAUUCACCUCACUUUGACAGAGAAGGAACUCAGGGAUCUGGCUAAGUCAAGGGAACGUCUGGAUGCAGAGUGUGAAGCAGGGGAGGGCGCCAAAUGCAACUGCAGCUUGGGUGUGUGCCAGGGACCCCACGUUGUCCUGUGGAGCGUCUCCUGUGCCCCUGUGGUUUUCCUCCUCUCCUUCAUCACCUCCUUCUACUACGGCACUCUCACCUGGUACAACGUCUUCCUGGUGUACAAUGAGGAGCGGACGUUCUGGCACAAGAUUACGAUAUGCCCCUUCCUCAUCAUCUUCUACCCCAUGCUCAUCAUGCCCAUGGCGCUGUCUUUGGCUCUGUACUCCGCUGUGGUGCAGGUGUCCUGGGCCUUCAGUGAGUGGUGGCAGGUUGUGAGAGACCUGGAGAAAGGCUUCUGCGGCUGGGCCUGUGGGAAGCUGGGACUGGAGGACUGUUCCCCCUAUAGCAUAGUAGAGCUGCUCGACUCUGAUACAGUUUGUGGCACUCUGCAGAGCAAAGCCCCAAGUGAACUCGCUCAGACGUCAUCAGUGUGAAGUGGAGGGAUGCUGAGGUCUGGGGCACGUGUCGAUGCAGGCUGAAGUCAAGUUAUGUGACCAGGAAGUUCAAAUUGGUCACAGGAAAGUAUAUGAAAGCUAUUUCACUUCACUACUCUUCUGCAAAUCAUAACUUAUCAAACACUGCCUGAAUUGUGCUAUACUCCUUAAAUUUUGUAAAGCAUUAUUGGAUCCAGAUCUCUAUUAAUCAUUCCUCUGAGCAUGUUGGGUCAUUUUUUUUAACUUUUAAUUAUUCUCAGAUCACUGAAUCCUCCUCAAGGACCUUUUGAUACACGUAGGCCUUGAUGCCUCCUGUAGUAAAGUUUAGAUAAGCUGACUGUGGACUCUGACUGUGUUGGAGGCCUGAAAGUUUCACUUCACCUGUAAAUAUCUGUACUUAAAAUGUUUGUGAUCACUGUGCUGCGCACUGACAUCAGAAACAGCAUUCAUUUCACAGGCAAUGCUGUCUUGUAUGUGACAUCAUCAUAAUCACUCAGUGAAGUUGUAUUUGAAGCAAGGCUGGAUUACCAACUGGAAAAAAAGAGGCUGUUGAUUGGGAAUAUGCACCAUUGAUCACAUUAAGAUGGGUGAUAUCUUGUUAAGGAGUUCUGUGUCAGCAUCUAGUUUUUAAAGGCUGGCGUGACUUUAUAUUCUUCUUAUUGUCAACAAAUCACUAAUGUGGUAGUGGCUCAUCUUUCCUGUCUGUGGCCCUCAAUCCCAUUGGUUCCUACUGAAGAUAUACAUUUUUAAUAAUGGACCUUAAAUAUAACAAUGCAUUACUGUCCUAAAACAGCUGGGAACUGUAGUUUUAAGCACAUUUUAAGUAAUACAGAAGCAAAUAGUACAUUUGUGUGGACUAUUUUAAGUGUUUAAUACACAUUUGAUGCUCUAGUGGGUAUUUUCAGCAGCAGGAUGGUGACGAUGUGGGACUGACUCAGGAUAAACUACAGUGUGUGAUCAUGAUAAUGAGGGAAUGUGUCACCCAGUGUGACAGUGUUGCUUAUUCAUGUGUUAAUCCAGCCACAAUUUGAAGCCAUAGUCAGGACAAGCUGACAAAUCUGACAUUUCUUUGGUGAAUUUAUGUUUUUUCAUUGUCAUGUUUUUGUAUGUUUAAGGCGCCAUCAACACAGAUGUUUGUGAUCUUAAACUACUUGUGUUGUCUUCACAGUUGUGGUCCAUACACGAGUAAAAUGAAGUUCUCUGUAACUUUCCACCGAAGAAUUCCUGUUACAUUUCCAAACAGUCAUAUUUCUAAUGCUGAUUUAAUUUAUUUUAAAUAUUUAAGUCUUGUACACUUCCUGACAUUAUUGUAGCUAGGUGUUUUAUACUCUUUGAAGUAAAUGUAUUGCAAACAGCCAUCAGUAACUGAUUGAAAUACAUAGUGGAAGGUGUUGGUUUAAGUAGAUUGGAUGGUUUAAAUAUUUGGUGAUUCAAAUGUUUAUGAUUAGACCUGGCCGGGUAAAGUAAUUUAAUUUUAACUUCACACAGGUAAAGAUGUGUUUAUGGAUUGAGUCUGUAUGCCAUAUUACAUGUUGUGAAACCACAGAAUGCAAAGUAAAGAAUUACACAAAUUAAA